This is a messenger RNA of Rotaria socialis, 609 nucleotides long. The record is from the annotation of a GenBank genome assembly. NCBI's taxonomy places the organism in Eukaryota, Metazoa, Rotifera, Eurotatoria, Philodinida, Philodinidae.
AUGGAAAAGCUUAGUUUCAUUGAUUUCCUUUUUCUUUAUUCAGUUACCGAUGCAACGCUUAAUUGUUCGGUAGGUGCGAAUGAACUUGACCUGAUCAACUUGAAUCCAUUCUUCGUGCGCCUUAAUCUAUCACCAAAUCGGACAUCAGUUGAGUAUGAUACAGAAUUACAACAAAUUAAAAAAAUGAUUGUUGUCGAUAAUAAAAACCCAUCAACCAAUGUAUUCUGUUUAAAAAAUCUGCGAUCGCUGCAAUUGAUCAAUACUAAUCUUUCGCUAUUACCGGACAUUAGUAAUUUGAAAAAUUUAGAAUUGUUACAAAUCGAAUCCACUUACACAUUAAUUAAAUAUUAUAUACCAUCUGAAAUUGGAGAACUGGCACGUUUAUCUGGAUUAAUAUUGAGGAACAUUUACAAUCUUACUUAUCUGCCAGGUGAAAGUGGACAAUGGCAAUCAUUAACUUUAGCACAACUUCCAAGUCUACAAAAUAUUCCGCGUAUCAGCAUGGGUAAUUUAAGUAAACUACGCGCAUUGAGCUUAGAGGAUAUACCAAAAUUAGCAGUGCUUCCAAGUCCAAUGGAAAAUUUUCAACAAUUGAACACAUUCAUUUAA